This is a messenger RNA of Coregonus sp. 'balchen', 16790 nucleotides long. NCBI's taxonomy places the organism in Eukaryota, Metazoa, Chordata, Actinopteri, Salmoniformes, Salmonidae. The record is from the annotation of a GenBank genome assembly.
AUGCUGCUUUUAGAUGGUACGAGGUAGACGGUAAACCCGGAUGUCAUUGUUUUCAAUGAGAGCACGACGGUUAAUGCGGUCAGCCGCCACCGUAAGACGGGCCUUGCCGAGAGAGUAAGAAUAUUUCAACUUUUGCCGUCUGUCGUAGCGUUAUUUUCUACCGGAUGUUGAUUUGCACUGUUUCGUUUACUGUAAUCACCACAGCAACGCAUACUGGCUUGGUUUUGCUGUCACCGUCCGUCUUGCUUUCUUGUCCGGCUAUGCCGCCUGGUAUGAAGAUUUUUUUGCGUCCCUCAUCUAAACGUAGCAUUAGUUAUGCUAUGGCUUUGCUAAACUUUCGCAGUAGUUAAGUAGCUAACUAGUAUUUGCCAAAAGAACGUGCGAGUAUCAUCGUUGACCGUGCAAGACCUUGGAGACACAACCUAAACAUCUAGCUAGUAACUUGUGUAGCACAUGGAUAUGAUUGUGGACUACAGGAAAAGGAGGACUGAGCAUGCCCCCAUUCUCAUCGACAGGGCUGUAGUGGAGCAGGUUGAGAGCUUCAGGUUCCUUGGUGUCCACAUCACCAACAAACUAUCAUGGUCCAAACACACCAAGACAGUCAUGAAGAGGGCAUGACAAAGCCCAUUUCCCCCUCAGGAGACUGAAAAGAUUUUGCAUGGGUCCUCAGAUCCUCAAAAAGUUAUACAGCUGCACCAUCGAGAGCAUCCUGACUGGUUGCAUCACCGCCUGGUAUGGCAACUGCUCAGCCUCUGACCGCAAGGCACUACAGAGGGUAGUCCGUAUGGCCCAGUACAUCACUGGGGCCAAGCUUCCUGCAAUCCAGGACCUCUAUACCAGGCAGUGUCAGAGGAAGGCCCUAAAAAUUGCCAAAGACUCCAGCCACCCUAGUCAUAGACUGUUCUCUCUGCUACCGCACGGCAAGCGGUAUCGGAGCGCCAAGUCUAGGUCCAAGAGGCUUCUAAACAGCUUCUACCCCCAAGCCAUAAGACUCCUGAACAUCUAAUGAAAUGGCUACCCGGACUAUUUGCAUUGCCCCCCCCCCCCCCUCUUUUACACUGCUGCUACUCUCUGUUAUUAUCUAUGCAUAGUCACUUUACCCCUACCUACAUGUACACAUUACCUCAUAUUAUCCUUUUCCAGGACACAGACGGACACUGGGAGAGGAUCAUGUUUACGUUGACUCUAGCCCUUCUGGGACUCGGUAUAGGACUGGUGGCUAAUGCUUUCCCCACUCAGCAGCCUGAAAACGGGAAGAACUGGGUGGUGAUUGUCGCUGGCUCCAAUGGCUGGUACAACUACAGACACCAGGUAAGAGUGAAGUUCAAGUUAGUACAUGUACAAUCUGUUACCACAUUUACACUUAAUCAGUAGAGUGAGUAUUUACUGUAGGCUAUUUGAGACUAUGCACACAGACCUGCCAGUGGCCUCCUACUAUGUAGUUACAGCAUUGUAUCAAGCGUUGCUGGAAAAGAAAGUUACAUAAUAAUCAUUAAACACAAUAUACUCAAUAAGCCCCCAAUCUCCUCAGUUGAUUUUCAAUUAUCAGAAUGUGAUGGAGCUCAUUCGUUGACUUGCAGUACCUUAUUUAUCUUCCUAGGCUGACGCGUGCCAUGCGUACCAGAUCGUCCACAAGAAUGGCAUCCCUGACGAGCAGAUUGUUGUGAUGAUGUAUGAUGAUCUGGCAACCAAUGAGGAGUGAGUAUUUAUCUUCCUUGUUAUUUCUGUUCUCCAUCUAAACGGUGUCCUAGGGUUGGGCGACAUCAACAAUUAAUUUAAUCAACCAUCUCUAAGCCUAUAUAUAACGAUAUAAAGGAUGACUGUCAGGACAUAUAUUUAGGGCUUGGUGGUACACAGUAUUUUACUAUACACCGAUAUUGAUGCAUGGACCGGUUUGGGUUUUUACUUUACCUUCUAUAACGGUAUUUGAAUGUUUGGUUUGUUAAAUGUGAUAUGCCUCCAUUUGUUGUUGCUUGACCACAAGACACUUGCGUUCAGUCUGUAUGGUCAAUUCACCACAUGCAACAAUGUUGAUGAAAACGAUGUUUCCACUUUUGCUUCUUAAUAUAAAUCCACAAGUGUUCUAUAAUUACACAAUUAGUUUGUGUUUCUUACAUCUGCAAACGGCUAGUUUUGUCUUUUCUUAGCAUGUUUUUGCUUAAUUGUGUUAGCCGCUAAUCGCUAGUUAGCUAGCUAUUUAGCGAGCUAAUAAAUGUACUGUCAGAGCUAACGUAGCUAGUUAAUACAGCCUGUUACCAGUGCUGGUGUAGGCAUGAAUCAGCAUGUUGUUUGUGCAACAGUAUCUUUUAUAAAUCAAAGAGGAAUAGGCGAAGCAUGAAUAUGUUGGCUACAUGAAGAAACAUUUUAAUGUAGCCAAACACUGACCAACACUAUGGUUCCUACCCUGUCACAAUAACUACUUCCUGGCAUUUUCGUUCGUUGUCAUGUCAAACACUAUAUUCAAAGUGCCCAGUAUUUAUUUAUAUUCUAACUAUAGAAUUAGAAUAGAUAUUAUAUUUCCAUGAUUCCAACAGUUCACCCAAUUGAAUUGAUCUAAAUCGCAAGUCAAAUCUCAAUUGCUACAUUUGGUUAAAAAUAAGGCCUGGAGCUUUGGCCCAUAUCGUACAGCCCUACGUGGCAGUGUGGAAAUUGUCUCAAAUGAGUGUAGGAAAUGCAGAAAUCUAUGAAAAUGCAGGAAAUUAUUUUGGGUUGAAGUUCAAUUGAACAGUAUAUUUUACUUUUUAGUCAUUUUAGCAGACGCUCCUAUCCAGAGCGAUGUACAGUUAGUGAAUGCAUACAUUUUCAUAAAACAAUCACAAUGGAGAACCAUUUGAAAUCACUUAGAAUGUAUGUGUUGCCACCCUAGGGUCACACACUACUCAUAAAGCACAUUUAGAACUUUUAUUAAUCAAAAACAUAAAAUACCGUCAUACUGUUAAACAUUUGAAAAAUAUUGUGAUAUGAUAUUUUGGCCAUAUCGCCCAGCCAUACAUAUAUUCUCACCAUAGCCGUACAGUCCUCUCAGCAUGAGACCGUUAGUACGAGUUUGUUCUGCAAUAGUUGCGUUCUUGAGACGAAAGCAGAGCAUAAACAUCAUCCUUGCUUUGGAUGCACAGAUGGGCCUAAACCCUGUCCUCACAUGGCUUUGGUAUGCAGACAGCCAGGCCCUGUGCUUGUCUAUAAGCUGCUUUCAGACCCUAGGGUAAACAUCUUGGAACUCUGAGAUGCUUCUGUGGCAGUCACAAGGAUGUCAUUUAGCCUGCUCUCCUCUCGCCUGGGAGUUAUGGGCCCUAGAUGGGAGACAGGAGACUCAUGAGCUGGGUUAGAUGCUGAAGAUGAUGAUCUAAAAAUCUGAUUGUGUCAUUCUCUCUAAUUGUUUAGUAGUUCGUAGCAACAUCGGUCAUCGGUAAGUCAUAAUUUUUUAUUUUUUUAUUUUAUUUCACCAUUAUUUAACCAGGUAAGCCAGUUGAGAACAGGUUCUCAUUUACAACUGCGACCUGGCCAAGAUAAAGCAAAGUAGUGCAAUAAAAACAACACAGAGUUACAUAUGGGGUAAAAAAAACAAAGUCAGAAAUACAACAGAAAAUAUAUAUACAGUGUGUGCAAAUGUAGCAAGUUAUGGAGGUAAGGCAAUAAAUAGGCUAUAGUGCAGAAUAAUUACAAUAGUAUUAACACUGGAAUGCUAGAUGUGCAAGAGAUGAUGUGCAAAUAGAGAUACUGGGGUGCAAAAGAGCAAAAUAAAUAACAAUAUAGGGAUGAGGUAGUUGGGUGGGCUAAUUUCAGAUGGGCUGUGUACAGGUGCAGUGAUCGGUAAGGUGCUCUGAUAACUGAUGCUUAAAGCAGUUAUUGGAGCUGUUCAUCUGUCAUUGAAUGACACAUCACUAGAUAGACUUUGUUACACUUUCAUUGACCUACUUUGAUGCAGGAGGUGUCUUGAUGUCGGUCAAAACCUUUUUGAGUUUUUACUGUUGUCGUGACGUGACUUGAACAUUAAUCUGAAGACUGUUAUCUCUAAUUAACUAACUAUGUGUUAUUAUAAUUAUUUAACAAACUAUUUCAGUGUCUCUGUGCGUCUCCCAAAAGGUUGUGCGGCUUUUGGAUCAAGAAAAGGACAGAGCUCCCAGUUGCAAUAGUCAGAUAUCUUUAUUCAUUGAGAAUUCUGCCACAAAAUGGUCAUACAAUAUGUUUUUAUACGCACACGUCAUGCAAAACUCCCACCCCUCUGUAGGCGGGCUGUAGUUUUCCACUUUAAAACUGCUCUCCUGACCAUCAGUUCACACACAUACACACACACACACACACAUACAUACAUACAUACAUACACACACACAUUUCCUUAUCAUAGUCUCUCUCCUCCCUAAAUUGGGAGGCCUCUUUAUCUUGGUUUCUCAGUUGUCUGUAGACAGUUCUCAUUGUCCUUUGUUGUCUGGCCUAACUCUUACUCACAUUGCUAAAUAGUAGCACAAGGUCAUAAUCUUUACUGGUCCUACACUCACACAUUACCAGGUAGUAGAUUCUAACACAUCUCACACAGUUUCAGAGUGUAAUAAUUAGUCACUACCAAGAAAGUACUAAUCAUACUUAAAACAAGAACAUUUCACAACUAUAUUUAAGGAUGGAACAUUUAGUCAUUACUUUUAACCUGUAUAUAUUUUAAUUUCUAUAUCACUAUGUUUAAUUGUUACCCGAUUUUUAAAUGAAUCAUGUAACAAUUAACUAAUUAGGAUCUGGGGCACCACGAGAGCAGUUCUUUAAAAGAGUCACCAUCUCCCGAGAUGAUAAACUCUAAAAGGUCUUCACCUAUCACAUCUAUAAACAGUCAACUUAUUAAUCAUAACCUCGUAUCCGUAUGAAAAAAAAAAAAAUGUAUGCACUAACUGUAAGUCGCUCUGGAUAAGAGCGUCUGCUAAAUGACUAAAAUGUAUCAUAUCAUCGUUCUGAAAGUCAUAACCUCCUUGCAUCUGCAAAAACCCGAGCCUUACUUAUGAUUCAAUACCACACAAAUUGGUUUAAUGAUUUUAUUUACUAGCUAAUUAAAUGGGAACACAGGAUAAACAUGCACCGGUUAUUGACUGGCGAAAACAGGUCCCUAGCGGAAUGACAACAACAUGGCUUCUUUUUAAACAGAAGACAAUGAGAGAUAGAAAGAGAGGGACAGAGACACUUAACCUUGACGCAUUCAGAAACGACUCUCACCUACAGUAAUUACAUACUUGGUACACGAACCGCCGCCCGCUUUGAGUAAGAAAUCAUGAAUGGAUUUACAUGAAAUGUCUUCGUUCGCCGUGUAUCUCUCUCGGUGGACAGGACCGCCCUGGAAAGGGAGUUGGGCCUUCUCACGGCACGCUUGUAAGGCUCUGAUUGUCCAAAAAGGUCAUGACACUGUCCAGUGACUACGUUCUUAUGUCCCCUGUCACUUCUAUUGAUCCAUGUUGAUCCUGUAAUGUUUAUUACAUCAACGUUCUGCUCUACUGUACUCUGUCAAGUAGUCUUAAGGAUUAACCCUGUCAAGUAGGCUUAAGGAUUAACCCUGUCAAGUAGGCUUAAGGAUUAACCCUGUCAAGUAGUCUUAAGGAUUAACCCUGUCAAGUAGCUUAAGGAUUAACCCUGUCAAGUAGGCUUAAGGAUUAACCCUGUCAAGUAGGCUUAAGGAUUAACCUGUCAGUAGCUUAAGGAUUAACCCUGUCAAGUAGGCUUAAGGAUUAACCCUGUCAAGUAGGCUUAAGGAUUAACCCUGUCAAGUAGCUUAAGGAUUAACCCUGUCAGUAGUAGCGUCGUAAGAUUAACCCUGUCAAGUAGGCUAAGGAUUAACCCUGUCAAGUAGGCUUAAGGAUUAACCCUGUCAAGUAGGCUUAAGGAUUAACCCUGUCAAGUAGGCUUAAGGAUUAACCCUGUCAAGUAGGCUUAAGGAUUAACCCUGUCAAGUAGGCUUAAGGAUUAACCCUGUCAAGUAGGCUUAAGGAUUAACCCUGUCAAGUAGGCUUAAGGAUUAACCCUGUCGAGUAGGCUUAAGGAUUAACCCUGUCGAGUAGGCUUAAGGAUUAACCCUGUCGAGUAGUCUUAAGGAUUAACCCUGUCAAGUAGGCUUAAGGAUUAACCCUGUCAAGUAGGCUUAAGGAUUAACCCUGUCAAGUAGGCUUAAGGAUUAACCCUGUCAAGUAGGCUUAAGGAUUAACUCUGAAUUGAAACAAACAUCAGGGACGACAGAAUCAUGAUGCUUAGGGUUUCGGUAUCUUGAACUACGGUUGGACUGAAUGACACCGUGAUUCCUGUUAUUGGAGGAAAGAGGAAGUGAUACUGUGGUUUUGAUAAGGAGACUAUUCAUAUUACCAAGCUGUCAUACGUCUGUCACCUAAGCGCCAUCAUCACUGGCAUUGGAAUUAUCCAUAUAUUACAGUGCUAUUGGGUAUUGUCAUAGAGUACAUGUUUUACAGUACCCCCACCCCCCACCCCCCACCCCACACACACACACACACACAGAUCAGCCACAGUACACUACCCCGGAGGUAGUUUUGGGUUAAGUGCUUUGCUUAAGGUCACGUUGGAAGGGAAUGUAUGGUUGUCCUGUAGGGUUUUACGGUCAUAUAAUAGAUGGUCUGUCCUGUGUUGCCUCCAGGCAUGUAUCUGAUUCAGGUUAUUUACACUGUUUGUUUUCAGGAACCCCACCCCAGGGGAGGUGAUCAACAGACCCAAUGGGACAGACGUCUACAAGGGAGUCCCCAAAGACUAUACCGGAGAGGUGAGUGGAUGGAACAUUUUUAAAAUGACUCUUUUUUUUUUGUGUGUAUGGAGCUAAUAUCACUAUCAACAACAAUCAAUGGUUUUAUACAAAAUAAACUGCUGAGAUAUUACAUUACAUUACGGUCAUUUAGCAGACGCUCUUAUCCAGAGCGACUUACAGGAGCAAUUAGGGUUAAGUGCCUUGCUCAAGGGCACAUCGGCAGAUUUUUCACCUAGUCGGCUCGGGGAUUAGAACCAGCGACCUUUCGGUUACUGAUAUCUUCUGGGUACAAACAGUACUAGUGUAAUGUUCACUAUCAUGUCAUGUUUAGUUUUCUGUCUCCUAAUGACCUGUUUGUACCCUGCAGGCUGUGACCUCUGACAACUUCCUGGCGGUGCUGAAGGGGGACUCUGCAAGUACAAAGGGGGGUUCUGGGAAUGUGCUGAAGAGGCAAGUAAUGAGAGGUGAAAAGGGUUUGAGGGAGGGAAUGGAGGAGGGUUGGAAUAUAUCAUAGAAAUGCCACUGUAGGGGAGAGUUAUUCCAAAACGUUUAAGGUAGACUUCUAAAAUGACAUGAAAAUCAUUGUUAGAACAACGAUAUAUUGUAUCGUUAUAACGUUUCUGGACAGAAUGUUUCAUUGUUUUGUUUUUUCAGGGGAACGUUUCCAUAGUUUACUUGUGUUCGCUGGAAAAUGUGAUUGUGUCGUCUUUCAGUUGACCUUUGUUCAAAGAAAGCUUGUUCCACUUACCUUUCUCUUCCUGUUGGCAGCGGUCCCAACGAUCAUGUGUUUGUGUACUUCACGGAUCACGGAGCGCCUGGUCUGCUGGCCUUCCCCAAUGAUGAUGUAAACACUUUUACACUUCCUGUCACAAUGGCUCCCUAUUCCCAGGGCCCUGGCCAAAAGUAGUGCACUAUAUAGGGAGCCAUUUGGGACACUUCUUCCUCUUCAAAUGGAUGGCUGGAUGAAUGACCUAGUUCUGCCCUGUGAAAUAGACAGCUGCCAUAUAGCCAUUUUACAUUUAAGUCAUUUUAGCAGACGCUCUUAUCCAGAGCGACUUACAGUUAGUGAGUACAUACAUUUUUCAUACUGGCCCCCCGUGGGAAUCGAACCAACAACCCUGGCGUUGCAAACGCCAUGCUCUACCAACUGAGCUACACGGGACUGUGUUUUAACUGCCAUUCAGAACAGUUUAUGAGUCUAUCAUAAAGGUCUAAUAUUUAAGCCUGGAUGAAUAAAAGUAAUGUUCUCUUGUGAUUUACUUUUGUGGCUUGACCUCAUGGGGUCUAGUGCCUCUUUUUGGUUUUUAAGCUAAAAAUAAAUUUUAUUGUACUGGGGAAAAAAAACACAAAUGAAAUUAAGUUUUGUGAAUUAAAUGGUCUGUUUUAUUUUUUUCUUUCUACAGCUUCAUGUUGCCGACCUCAUGGCUGCUAUCAACUACAUGCAUGAGAACAAUAAAUACAAAAAGGUGCGGAAGUUCAACUUGUUAUAGUUUGUGGACAUGGAGGACAUAUCGUCACAUGCCCAGACGUGCUGCAAGUUGAUGAAAUCCUGUGGAACAACAUGCCAAAAUGACGUUAAUGUUGAUCUUAGACUAAAGGUAUUCUGAUUGAUAGUACAGGAAUAUUUGUAUUUGUAUUAUGGAUCCCCAUUAGUUCCUGCCAAGGCAGCAGCAGCUACUCUUCCUGGGGUUUAUUAUGGAUCCCCAUUAGUUCCUGCCAAGGCAGCAGCUACUCUUCCUGGGGUUUAUUAUGGAUCCCCAUUAGUUCCUGCCAAGGCAGCAGCUACUCUUCCUGGGGUUUAUUAUGGAUCCCCAUUAGUUCCUGCCAAGGCAGCAGCUACUCUUCCUGGGGUUUAUUAUGGAUCCCCAUUAGUUCCUGCCAAGGCAGCAGCUACUCUUCCUGGGGUUUAUUAUGGAUCCCCCAUUAGUUCCUGCCAAGGCAGCAGCUACUCUCCUGGGGGGUUUAUUAUGGAUCCCCAUUAGUUCCUGCCAAGACAGCAGCUACUCUUCCUGGGGUUUAUUAUGGAUCCCCAUUAGUUCCUGCCAAGGCAGCAGCUACUCUUCCUGGGGUUUAUUAUGGAUCCCCAUUAGUUUCUGCCAAGGCAGCAGCUACUCUUCCUGGGGUUUAUUAUGGAUCCCCAUUAGUUUCUGCCAAGGCAGCAGCUACUCUUCCUGGGGUUUAUUAUGGAUCCCCAUUAGUUUCUGCCAAGGCAGCAGCUACUCUUCCUGGGGUUUAUUAUGGAUCCCCAUUAGUUUCUGCCAAGGCAGCAGCUACUCUUCCUGGGGUUUAUUAUGGAUCCCCAUUAGUUCCUGCCAAGGCAGCAGCUACUCUUCCUGGGGACCAAACACAUUAAAGCACUUACAUUACAUAUAAAACAAAAGAUAAAACAGUACAUCAUAUAACAUUUAUUACACCACUACAUAUCUACAAUACAAAAUGUUUAAUACCACCAUACAACAAUAUUACAAUGUACGUGUGUGUAGAGUGCGUGUUGUAGCGUUUGUAUGCGUGUGUCUGUACCAUUGUGUCUCUUCACAGUCCCCGCUGUUCCAUAACAUGCUGACCACACCGCGAGCGUUGUCGAAAUAAAUGUACACAUACAUGUUAUUUAAUAAUUUCAUCCAGACUGCUCGCGCGCGUCAACGAGCGUCUGCGUAACCAGACGGCUAAAAUAGUCCUGCCUCUCCCAUCGCCUCAUUUGGUUUUUAAGAGCACAUACCCACGUGGGUGAUUUGAAAGGUGAACUGAGGUACACACUCCAGUCCAGUUGGUGGUGGUAAUGCACCUUAAAGUCGGUUGCCAACCGCCAAAUAAAGUCCAAUGAAGAAGAAGCCUGAAGGAGGAGAGAUUACUAGAAACAAACUCUGUUUACCCUUUUAUCUGUAUAUUAAUUAAUAAUAAUAUGCCAUUUAGCAGACGCUUUUAUCCAAAGCGACUUACAGUCAUGUGUGCGUACAUUUUUACGUAUGGGUGGUCCCGGGGAUCGAACCCACUACCCUGGCGUUACAAGCGCCAUGCUCUACCAAUUGAGCUAAUUGUCGGAGUAGAGGACCUUGUGCAUUUCAGGUAAAAUAACAACCCAAUGUUUAUAUCCCAGGACAAAUUAGCUAGCAACAGCAAGCUAGCUAGCUAAAUUGCCAUGAAUGUUUUUGACCUGUCUCCAAAUUUAAUAUAGUUGGUUCAGAGUUUGUCUUGGUAUUUCAACCUGCGUGUCCUGAUCGCGUCGCGUGUGGAUGGACAAAAUCAACAUGCGUGUGCGAUGGCGGACACGGAUGCACGCGUGUACCCGUUCUGGUCAGCAUGUUAGGUGUGUUUUUUUUAUCUGUUUUCAAAAAAAAUCUGAUUUUGAUUUUAAAUCUGAUUCUACUAUAUUGCGAGCAUCAAACUUGUUUUAUGACUCAGAUUGUUUAUUCAUGAUUUUCUUCUCAGUUCUCCAGUUGAUUUAAAUAUUGUGGAGAGCAUGAUGUCAUAGAGGUAUUUCCAUUGAUAGGACAGGAGAAUGUGGUAUCGACUGACUGCAUGAUGUCAUAGAGGUAUGUCCAUUGAUAGGACAGGAGAGUGUGGAAUCGACUGACUGCAUGAUGUCAUAGAGGUAUUUCCAUUGAUAGUACAGGAGAAUGUGGUAUCGACUGACUCCACUUGUUUUCAGUUGGUGUUCUAUAUCGAGGCCUGUGAGUCAGGAUCAAUGAUGACCAAGCUGCCCGCUGACAUCGAUGGUGAGUUACUCUGCCGCUGCACUUGAACCUCCCUGUGACUCUACCACUUUCCAGGAACGAAACCCGACCACACGGAUAUCAAUAAAUAAAAGAUGCACUUGACCGUUCCUCGUGAUAAGGUUGACCGUUCCUCGUGACUGUGACUAGGUUGACCGUUCCUCAUGACUGUGACUAGGUUGACCGUUCCUCGUGACUAGGUUGACCGUUCCUCGUGACUAGGUUGACCGUUCCUUGUGACUAGGUUGACCGUUCCUCGUGACUGUGGGCAAGGUUGACCGUUCCUCGUGAUUGUGGCAAGGUUGACCGUUCCUCGUGAUUGUGGCAAGGUUGACCAUUCCUCGUGAUUGUGGCAAGGUUGACCGUUCCUCGUGACUGUGGCAAGGUUGACCGCUCUUUGACCGUUCCUUAACUCUGCCCCUAGACACAUCACAGGACUUGUCCUGUCUAUAGACUGUCGUAGUCAGCUCUUUUUAAAUAUGCCUACGACGAUAAUAUGGGCUCCUCACCAUAUUAUUCCUGGUUAACGUUUACACUGCUGGGGAUUGGCCAAUCUGGAUGGGGCAUAUUGACAUGUUUCUUAUAGAAGAAAUAUGAAAAGCAUAUACAUAAGCAUGGUAGCAAUUGAAAGGAACAGUUUGGAGAUUAUGGGAAAAUUAUUAAACGAGUUGAGGACACAACAGUUCACCUGACUCCAGACUGAAUCCAAACAUUACGCUUUUGAUUUUAUAUGCAUUUUACAUUUACAGUACUUUUCGCCACAUUUUGUUGAUAAUGAAAUCUUAAAAUACUCUGGAUUCAUUCAGUAACAUUAUUAGAAUAUUCAUGGGACAUUUGUGGUUGGUGCAACAUUUUUUUUAAAUGCCAAGGGUUUGAGUGAGAGGAUUAACUGGUGUCUCCAAGUGGCCACACACCUCUCCAAAGUGUGCACAGUUUCUAAGUAAUUUCAAUGCACUUUUAUGACUCAAGAGUCUUCAACUAGAAGGUGCUAUUUUAAGCUCUCCUAGCUGUGCCAUUGAGGAACUAGAGCAGGCAGACUUGUUGUUUUGAACACAGCCCUGCAUCCCCGCCAUCACAGCCCUGCAUCCCCGCCAUCACAGUUACUGUUGUUGUUUUGAACACAGCCCUGCAUCCCCGCUAUCACAGUUACUGUUGUUUACGCAUUCCAAAAAACGGCCCAUUAUAAAUCGCAAUCUGGGUCAGGCUUGUUCUAUUGCCAACAUGACUAGCGAAGUUUGAUAUGUAUCCUACAGGGGGCUCCCGAGUGGCGCAGCGGUCUAAGGCACUGCAUCUCAGUGCUUGAGGCGUCACUACAGACCCCCUGGUUCGAUUCCAGGCUGUAUCACAACCGGCCGUGAUUGGGAGUCCCAUAGGGCGGCGCACAAUUGGCCCAGCGUCGUCCGGGUUUGGCCGGUGUAGGCCGUCAUUGUAAAUAAGAAUUUGUUCUUAACUGACUUGCCUAGUUAAAUAAAGGUAAAAUACAAAAAUACAAAAAAGUGUCAGGCUUUCACAAGGCAAUUCAGAGAAACCGAUCGUGAUUUUGGUGUGCGUAUAAAAGAGUCAUGAGUGUUCUGCUGCACAUGUUCUUCAGAAUAGACAAACAGGCUCAUUCAGUUCAGAACAUCCCACUGCAUGACGCCAUGUUAUCUGGUAACUGUACAUCAAACGUAGUGAUCGUAGACGUUGACACUGUAUAUGACAUGAGUUUUAUGAUAUGGAAAUUGGCUUCCUAGUACGACAUCAAAGCGGUAUUUAUUAUAAUCCUCCACGUCUCAUCUUUCAGAACACACAGUCCUCUCAAAUUCAGAAAAGCUGUAAGUCGGUGUCUGAUAAAUCUCUAUCUACCUGUCUGAUUAAUCGGUCUGUCUCUACCUGUCUGAUUAAUCGGUCUGUCUCUACCUGUCUGAUAAAUCGGUCUGUCUCUACCUGUCUGAUAAAUCGGUCUCUCUACCUGUCUGAUAAAUUGGUCUCUCUACCUGUCUGAUAAAUUGGUCUCUCUCUACCUGUCUGAUAAAUCGGUCUCUCUCUACCUGUCUGAUUAAUCGGUCUGUCUCUACCUGUCUGAUAAAUCGGUCUCUCUCUACCUGUCUGAUUAAUCGGUCUGUCUCUACCUGUCUGAUUAAUCGGUCUCUCUACCUGUCUGAUAAAUCGGUCUCUCUCUACCUGUCUGAUAAAUCGGUCUCUCUCUACCUGUCUGAUAAAUCGGUCUCUCUCUCCUUCAGUGUAUGCCACCACAGCAGCCAACUCUCAUGAGUCGUCCUAUGCUUGCUACUAUGAUGAGGAGAGAGACACCUACCUGGGGGACUGGUACAGUGUUAACUGGAUGGAGGACUCUGAUGUGGUGAGACUGGGACAGUGUUAACUGGAUGGAAGACUGUGGUGAGACUGGGACAGUGUUAACUGGAUGGAAGACUGAUGUGGUGAGACUGGGACAGUGUUAACUGGAUGGAAGACUGAUGUGGUGAGACUGGGACAGUGUUAACUGGAUGGAAGACUGUGGUGAGACUGGUAGAGUGUUAACUGGAUGGAAGACUGUGGUGAGACUGGGACAGUGUUAACUGGAUGGAAGACUGAUGUGGUGAGACUGGGACAGUGUUAACUGGAUGGAAGACUGAUGUGGUGAGACUGGGACAGUGUUAACUGGAUGGAAGACUGUGGUGAGACUGGUAGAGUGUUAACUGGAUGGAAGACUGUGGUGAGACUGGGACAGUGUUAACUGGAUGGAAGACUGAUGUGGUGAGACUGGGACAGUGUUAACUGGAUGGAAGACUGUGGUGAGACUGGUAGAGUGUUAACUGGAUGGAAGACUGAUGUGGUGAGACUGGGACAUUGUUAACUGGAUGGAAGACUGUGGUGCUGCUUCACGUCUGAACACAACUUCUGAUUCCUUAGAAAAAGUGGAAAGCACACGCCUCAACAAGAAUGUUUCUGAACAAUGUCAUCUGUUAACCAUUCAUAUUUACUGAUUGUGUUUUGUUUUUUUAACAAAAUUAUAGAUUCAUAAAAAUGAAGUAUUCGGAUCAGACUCAAAUAGCUGCACAUAGUAGUUUCUGUUAUGAAUGUCUUUGUCUACCUGACUGUUGUCCAGGAGGACCUGAGGAAGGAGACCCUGAUGAAACAGUUCAAGAUGGUCAGGAGCCGAACCAACAGCAGCCACGUCAUGCAGUUUGGAAACAAGGUGAUGGAUUCAGAGGGAAGACGAACCGAAUUCCCAUUUGAAAUGGCUAGCGACGACGAGUCGCAAUAUAUUCUGGAAAAGCUUCAAAUCUAUUCUGUCUAGCUUUAAAUCUAAAAGAAAAGUUAACUAGGAUAAUAUAUCAUAUCUACCACUUAGCAGACACUUUUUUUUUUCUUUUUUUUAUUCAAAGAGACUUAAAAUACAGUGAGCAUACAUUUAUAGCAUGUGUAGCUCCUCCCUCUUAAUAACUGGGUGUCUCUGUGUUAAUAACUGGGUGGCUCUGUGUUAAUAACUGGGUGGCUCUGUGUUAAUAACUGGGUGGCUCUGUGUUAAUAACUGGGUGUGUCUGUGUUAAUAACUGGGUGUGUCUGUGUUAAUAACUGGGUGUCUCUGUGUUAAUAACUGGGUGUCUCUGUGUUAAUAACUGGGUGUCUCUGUGUUAAUAACUGGGUGUCUCUGUGUUAAUAACUGUGUGUCUCUGUGUUAAUAACUGGGUGUCUCUGUGUUAAUAACUGGGUGUCUCUGUGUUAAUAACUGGGUGUGUCUGUGUUAAUAACUGGGUGUGUCUGUGUUAAUAACUGGGUGUGUCUGUGUUAAUAACUGGGUGGCUCUGUGUUAAUGACUGGGUGGCUCUGUGUUAAUAACUGGGUGGCUCUGUGUUAAUAACUGGGUGGCUCUGUGUUAAUAACUGGGUGGCUCUGUGUUAAUAACUGGGUGGCUCUGUGUUAAUAACUGGGUGGCUCUGUGUUAAUAACUGGGUGGCUCUGUGUUAAUAACUGGGUGGCUCUGUGUUAAUAACUGGGUGGCUCUGUGUUAAUAACUGGGUGGCUCUGUGUUAAUAACUGGGUGGCUCUGUGUUAAUAACUGGGUGGCUCUGUGUUAAUAACUGGGUGGCUCUGUGUUAAUAACUGGGUGGCUCUGUGUUAAUAACUGGGUGGCUCUGUGUUAAUAACUGGGUGGCUCUGUGUUAAUAACUGGGUGGCUCUGUGUUAAUAACUGGGUGGCUCUGUGUUAAUAACUGGGUGGCUCUGUGUUAAUAACUGGGUGGCUCUGUGUUAAUAACUGGGUGUGUCUCUCUGUGUUAAUAACUGGGUGUGUCUCUCUGUGUUAAUAACUGGGUGUGUCUCUCUGUGUUAAUAACUGGGUGUGUCUCUCUGUGUUAAUAACUGGGUGUGUCUCUCUGUGUUAAUAACUGGGUGUGUCUCUCUGUGUUAAUAACUGGGUGUGUCUCUCUGUGUUAAUAACUGGGUGUGUCUCUCUGUGUUAAUAACUGGGUGUGUCUCUCUGUGUAAUAACUGGGUGUGUCUCUCUGUGUUAAUAACUGGGUGUGUCUCUCUGUGUUAAUAACUGGGUGUGUCUCUCUGUGUUAAUAACUGGGUGUGUCUCUCUGUGUUAAUAACUGGGUGUGUCUCUCUGUGUUAAUAACUGGGUGUGUCUCUCUGUGUUAAUAACUGGGUGUGUCUCUCUGUGUUAAUAACCUGGGUGUGUCGCUCUGUGUUAAUAAACUGGGUGUGUCGCUCUGUGUUAAUAACUGGGUGUGUCGCUCUGUGUUAAUAACUGGGUGUGUCGCUCUGUGUUAAUAACUGGGUGUGUCGCUCUGUGUUAAUAACUGGGUGUGUCGCUCUGUGUUAAUAACUGGGUGUGUCGCUCUGUGUUAAUAACUGGGUGUGUCGCUCUGUGUUAAUAACUGGGUGUGUCGCUCUGUGUUAAUAACUGGGUGUGUCGCUCUGUGUUAAUAACUGGGUGUGUCGCUCUGUGUUAAUAACUGGGUGUGUCGCUCUGUGUUAAUAACUGGGUGUGUCGCUCUGUGUUAAUAACUGGGUGUGUGUCUCUGUGUUAAUAACUGGGUGUGUGUCUCUGUGUUAAUAACUGGGUGUGUGUCUCUGUGUUAAUAACUGGGUGUGUGUCUCUGUGUUAAUAACUGGGUGUGUGUCUCUGUGUUAAUAACUGGGUGUGUGUCUCUGUGUUAAUAACUGGGUGUGUGUCUCUGUGUUAAUAACUGGGUGUGUGUCUCUGUGUUAAUAACUGGGUGUGUGUCUCUGUGUUAAUAACUGGGUGUGUGUCUCUGUGUUAAUAACUGGGUGUGUCUCUCUGUGUUAAUAACUGGGUGUGUCUCUGUGUUAAUAACUGGGUGUGUGUCUGUGUUAAUAACUGGGUGUGUCUCUGUCUUAAUAACUGGGUGUGUGUCUGUCUUAAUAACUGGGUGUGUGUCUGUCUUAAUAACUGGGUGUGUGUCUGUCUUAAUAACUGGGUGUGUGUCUGUGUUAAUAACUGGGUGUGUGUCUGUGUUAAUAACUGGGUGUGUCUCUGUGUUAAUAACUGGGUGUGUCUCUGUGUUAAUAACUGGGUGUGUCUCUGUGUUAAUAACUGGGUGUCUCUGUGUUAAUAACUGGGUGUCUCUGUGUUGAACCAACUGGGUGUCUCUGUGUUGAACCAACUGGGUGUCUCUGUGUUGAACCAACUAUAACUAUGUUUGUGUGCUCCUUCCCUAGACUCUGGCCCAUAUGAAGGUAAUGGCGUUCCAAGGUAAUGCCAACGCCCAGCCUGCCCCCCCCGUGACCCUGCAGCCCGUAGCGGACCCAGACCUGACCCCCAGCCCUGACGUCCCCCUGGCCAUCCUCAAGAGGAAACUCAUGAACACCAACGACAUCGCCGCAGCCAGGAAGUAUCUCAGCCAGCUCAACUCACACCUCAAGGUAAUGGACAGGAAAUAACGUUGACUUUUAAUGUUGUUUUUUUAGCAGUAUUUAUUUCCUGACAAUCCUGGGUUGUAUUCAUUUGGGCACACCGUAACGGAAACCGACGUGUUCCUCAAUGAAGUUCAGAUGGUACCUCCCCACUUGGCUCUGUUUUGGUUUGUUUUCUGUUUUGUGCCCUAAUGAACAUGACCCAGGCUUUAUCAUAAGAUGCUUCUGUUAUUUCAUAGAAGUGGGGACCUGUUCUGAUUGUCUGUGUCCUGUGUGUCCAAUAGGUGCGUGAGCUGCUGGGAGAGACGAUGCGCAAGGUGGUGGAGUGGGUGACGGGCGACGAGAGACUGACUCGGAGGGUUCUGAGUGACAAGCUGGAUCUGACCCAGGACCAGUGCUACAAGGCUGCUGUCAGACACUACAAGACACAAUGCUUCAACUGGCACACCACUGAGGUACGUACAGCCCGGCCCAGGGUACCCCAGCGCUGA